AUGGGAAGGGAGAAACGGACAUGUCAAGGUAAACAACACUUUAGCCACCCCCACAUCUUGAAACUUAUCAAUCAAGCUGAAAGUGAAACUCUAACUGGCAAUGCUUGUGAGCAACCAAGCAUUACUAGUAAUUUCUAUGGCUGCAAUACCUGCCAAUAUUUCCUCCAUGAAAACUGCCUCAAUGCUCCGCGUUUUCUCGACCAUUCUUCUCAUCCUUCCCACCACUUGACCCUUCUCCCAACUCCAACUUACAAAGAUCGUUCUUAUACUUGCAAUGCAUGUGGCUCUGCUGGCAAUGGAUUCAGCUUUAGCUGUACCCGUUGCGACUUUGAUAUCCAUAUGCAAUGUGCCCUUUUGCCCCAAAUUGAACUCAAAAUUGCAAGGUCAAUGCUUAUUGACAAACAUCCACAUGAGUUGGAGCUCUGCUUUGGUUCUCCUUGCGAAGAUAAGGAUAUCCUAUUUGUUUGUGAUAUCUGCAAUAUCAUAAUGGACACAGACGAAUCGUUGUACUACUGUGCUGAUUGUGAUUUCGGGUCUCACUUGUACUGUGCAUCUCCUGAUGCUGAUGCUCUUCCGAGAUCACAGCAGCGUCGAAAUCCAAAUCCAAUUCCAAAUGCAAAUUCAACAGUGGAGAUGAUAAAUUCAAUUAAUGAUGCUCAUGAGCGACUUAUAGCAGCUCAAAUUGAAUCUCAGAUUGCUGCACGAGCAAGACAGGCUAUGCUGGAUUCGUGUGCUAGCCUUGAACUUGUUGUUUACCUAGGAAGCCGACCAAUUAAUCCAAAUGCAAAUUCAGCAGUCAGCACUGGAGAUGAUAAAUUUAGUUAA
Messenger RNA from Solanum dulcamara, 825 nucleotides. RefSeq names its product protein VACUOLELESS GAMETOPHYTES-like. The transcript has 3 exons. The record is from RefSeq and is a predicted model, not a curated record. NCBI's taxonomy places the organism in Eukaryota, Viridiplantae, Streptophyta, Magnoliopsida, Solanales, Solanaceae. Bases 1 to 825 code for a protein of 274 amino acids.